Molecule: messenger RNA, 6769 nt
Organism: Heterobilharzia americana
Lineage: Eukaryota; Metazoa; Platyhelminthes; Trematoda; Strigeidida; Schistosomatidae
Source: the annotation of a GenBank genome assembly
AUGGAUCCGGACAAGGCGCAUGCCUUACGUGUUUGUGGCCCUAUGAUCACUCAGUCUCUCGAUCCUGAUGCUACCUUAGAUUAUCUUUAUUCGAAGGGCUGGGUGUCCCACCAUGAAGUAGAGCUUGUGAGGCUUGAGAAGACAGCUCAGAACAAAUCUAGAAAGAUUCUUGAUCUAAUUCGCUUGCGUCCAACAGGUGCAUUUGAUGAUUUCUUGAUGUCCUUGGAUUCUGAAGGCUCAUUUCUGGCACCAGAGAUAAGAAAGCAUAUUGCUCCUUCUCCAUGUCAAAAAAAACAACAUAGUUUAUCAGAUUUAAGAGAACUGUUACUUGAAGGAGCAGUUCCGGACAAACCUACCCGCUACAUAAAUCGUCCGGAUCUAGUGAAUGUCCUAUCCAACAAACUACGAGCGUUAGCAGACCAUUUCAGGGUAGAUAAAGUGCCAAUAACUAAGUUAGCUGAAAUGGAUAUUAGACCGCAAUUUAAAGACUAUUCAAAAAGUGUAGGUGAUAUCAACCCACCUCCUACAAAUGCCUGGUUGCUUAUUCAUGGAUCACCUGGAUCAGGGAAGUCAGUUCUGUCGGCUAGCGUUCUACGUCAAGAGUCAGCUCUUCUUGUGGACUGCUUUCCUGGAGGUAUUGUUUGGAUGCAAGUUGGUCCGCUCUACGCUAAUAAUUCAAACUGUUCUACCUCGUCAAUUUUGAAUCAGAAUAUCAUUCAGUUAGUUAAUCGAUUAGAAUAUAGAGUAAAUAAGCUUGGUGAUCAUACUCAUGAUAAAAGUGCGAACCAGCAUCCAACUGGAUCUCAUCAAUUCCCGCUCUCUUCUUCAUCACCAUUAAAUGAAAGUCUAGAAAGACUCCGAAGAGCUCUUAUUCGUAGACAGCAACGUGUGUCUUGGGGUCCUGAUGAAGGCGGAAGUCUAAUUACCUCCUUGUUGCUGAUUAUUCUAGAUGAUGUGUGGGAUGUUGAAGUUGGACGAGUGCUUUCUGAUUUACCUGGCGCCUUUUUAGUUACUUCUCGAGAUUCAGAUGUUUUGGAACGAGUGGAAACCCCAGUAGAUAAACUGCAUUUAAACGAAGAUUUAUCAGAAGACGAAGUUGCCAGUCUUUUGUCUAUGUGGACUGGAUAUUCCUCGGAGCUGUUUAUUUCUUCUUGUAAAUCAUCUGAAAUUGUACCAGAUUCUGAGCUUUCACUAUCUGACUUAGGUCAAAUGACACAUGGAUCACCUUUUGCUGUUAGCUUAUUGGGAAGCUUAUUGCAUAAUCAGUUUCAUCGCCUUUCUGACUUCAUUUUUAAUGCAAAUGGAAGUGGACAUAGAUAUCUCGAUUGGAUGGCAAUUACACGUCCUAGUGCCUACAACUAUGAUUCUGUAUACCAGGUUUGUGGGAUCUUAUGGGAACUACCUGCAGAAAAGGCUGAAGUGAUGCUUUCUACAUACAGACGUUAUUCUCUAGCUGUUCGACAUUGGAUAUCCAAAGUAGCAAACUAUGGUUAUACUAUACACGGUCUACAAUUAGAUCUUUUGAAAUCGUCCAUUGACCCGACUGAGCAAGCAAAUUACCAUGGCAAAUUUAUUCAGAACUAUUCCACUUUCUGUCGUGGUCGAUGGUUGAAACUUGUGUCGUCAUGGGAACAUGUCUAUUUCUGGAAUCAUGCUGCUGAACAUUUAUUUAAAGCCGGUCAAUUUGACAAAUUAGUUGACUUGUUAAUUAACCUAGACUUUCUUCGUGGACGCUUGAAAAUUAUUGGCACAACACCGGUGAUUGCAGAUUUUCAACGUUUUCGUGCUGUUUUCACUACUGUGAAUAGAAUGGCUGAAUGGUUGGCCUAUCUUCGUUUUAUCCAAACGAACGCCUAUUAUGUCAUUGAUCCAACGAUUGUACAGGAUUAUGAACGAUCAAGAUCUCUAUGUCAAAAAUCACAUAGAAGCUCCGUAGUCAAUUUAGAUUUAUCUCCUCCUAACUUCGGACCUGAUUCUAGGUGUAUAAGUCCUGUUGAUUCACGACGGAGUCCAUUUGUGCACAAAAUGAAGUCAAACUCAGCGAAUGUACCAAAUCGUCUUGGUUAUAAUUCUACGGGACCCAAAGGCAUAGAUUUACUACAGUUGGGACUUAGUCUUUCACAGGACAACCCUGUAUUUCAACAAGCAUUCCAAUUACUGACUCAACGUUAUCAAGCUGUUUUGAAAAUGCAACCAUUUUCAAAAGAAGAUUUUUCUAAAAGUUUAUCAAUUGUGAGGGCAUUUAAAUACUAUUGGUUUUGGUGUAACAGUCAUAUUGCUGCUUCCCAACUUUUGUGGGCCAUUCCAACUGGAUCACAAGCUAUCACAUGUCUAGCUAUUGAACUGCCGUACACUGCAACAGAAAAUCUCACUGGUAUUGUAAACACAGAUAAACAAGAAGAUUCAGCUGAUGGGUUAAAUCAUUUGUAUUUAAAUAACCGUUUUCGCAAACGAUAUUUAGCUUCAACAAGUGAUGGUAGAGUAUUUCUUCUAGACGCGAAUUCUGGAUAUGAAGUUGCACUACAUCAGGUAUAUUCACCUGAGAUUGAGAUCAAAUUUUUAAACUUUUUAUCAAAUAACACUGAAUGUUUAACUUGUGGAUCUAACGGCAGUUUAGUAAUUUCAACACUUCCUGUUGCCGAACAAAUUCCAAGUGGAGAGUUUUAUCCUUUUGAUGAAAUCAUGUCAGAUGAUGAGAUUGAUCAACUUCCAAAUGAUUAUUUUCUACACCACAGGGGUAGUUGUGAUUUAGAUGCCGGAGGUAAUGACGAUGAUGAAGUUAGUGUCUACGGUUUAACUUAUUUGAAGCAAAAUGGUCGACAUUUGACAGAUGAAAGCGUCAAUUUUUAUGUAGAAUCGAAUGAUUCAGAUGCAUCUCAUUCAGGAACAAUUAGACGUCGAAAACGUUCAGAUAUGGCAUUAUCUGUAUUUGGUUCUCUACCGAUUGAUGUUCCAGCGCCAACUGUAUUGGCUGAAUUACCUCGACUAACUGAGAUAGCUCGAGUUGAUGGUGCACAGAAUAUGCCAUGCUGUAUUACUGCUGAGCCUAAGCAGUUGCUUCCUGACUUCACGUACCAGCUUCAGUGUAUAGCCGCUAAUCCCACGUUAGAUCUUUUGGUUAUGGUUGGUGAAGGUUCCCUUGAUUCUGUGUCACAUCGUGUAGAUGGAGUCAACUCAAGAACACUUCCGAAAUUACCGAAUGUCUAUCAUUUGAAACGUGGUGAUGGAAAAUUGAGACUUGAUUGUUCAAGGGAGUUAAAUCUUCCGCAUCUGUCUCCAGAUCAUUGGUAUUCACAACUAUGUGCUCAUUCCGGUGCGAAAGCACAUCUAACUUCUGUUUCAGAAGAUGGAAAUUUGAUUGCUGUUUCUUUAUCAGAUGGAUUUAUAUGGUUAUACAACCUAGAUGUAUUAAGUUGGAUUUCAUGUAUUUCAACUAAACUAUCGAUCGAUUUUGUAACAAAAUACCUAUCUCAAAGAUUUUCAGUCGACAUAUUUGAAGAGUAUGAAAAGCUUCAGUUGUUUGAUACAGAAACAUUACAUGCUGGAAUUGGACCUGCUGCAUCGUGUGCAAUAUUUUUGCCCCGUUUCAUAAAUCCGGACAGUUCGAGUGAAGUAGAGAAUGUACCUGUAUUUUUUGCAACAUCUUUAUCUACUCAAGUCAUGGUAUGGUGUCUACCUGAUAAUACAAAUCAGAUUUGUGAAUCAGAAAUUUUGAAACAAGAAACAUUAUGCCGUAAUAGUUUCCCUCGUUUACACUUCUCAUGUUCGUGCGCGUCCACAGUAUUGUCUAUGGAUGCACGCAUAGUUGAAGGUCAGUGUAUUUUAGCUGGAGGAACUGCUAGCGGACGAGUACUUAUUUGGCGUAUUCGUGAUGGUUGUAAAUUGGUAGAAUUAAGUGUACACGCUUCUUGGGUCACAGCUAUACGUUUGCUUCCAGAUGAAAUUAAACCUCCCUUUAGUGAAAUGUAUUUCGAUCACAAUACAAAUAGAGGAAGUUGUCUACCUAUCGGAUUGCUCACUGCAUCUGUUGAUGGUGUUAUUAAACGUUGGGAUGUUGGUGCAGCAUGUUUACCAUCUCCUAGUACUCCAACUCCUACCGGUCCAGUUUGGCCUUUUCAUAUGAGUUCAGGUUCUUCAUCUCAUAGACAUUCAAAUUCUUCGAAUAUACAAAACCCAAAUGCAGUACAUGGGCUUUGGACUGAGGUAUUUUCUGUUUGGUUUGGUGAAUGUGGUUCAUUGUUAGUAGUUGGACGACGCAGACAUUCUACUGACCUGCAGUUCUUAUUUCGACCCAGACAAUUGAAUGAAAAUGAUGAAAUAACUUCUUUAUUCCAAGAGAUUACUAUUAGACCUAGUCAAUCAUCCUACUGGAGUCCGUCAUCUCAAUGUAACCAGAAUAAUACUGUUAAAGUUCAUCCAUCUGGGACUAAUGGGUCACCGAAAACAAAUUGUAAAGCUACAACUAAAAGUCCAGUAAAAACUAAUCAUCGAUCAAGUUCCUCAUCAGAUAAUUCAAAGAAAUUCAAGCCUUCUAAACACUGGAUAUUAAAUAAAGGAGUAUCAGGUCUAGUGUAUGGAACUGCAACUGCUGUUUCAUUUUGGAAAAGUGGUUUUUUUGUGGCUGUUGCUUUUAAUACAGGAAAUGUCAUAGUAUAUUCAUUACAUUUUGAUGAUUCAAAAUUGUAUGGAAUAGUAAAGCGUUAUUAUCUACUGGCCAGUGAACCCGAUAAAAGGAAAUGUAAUAUUGAAAUGGAUAAGCAACGUCCUUCUUCUUCCUACUUUUCUACACAUUUGGAUGGUAUUCUACACCUUCAUACAUGGCCACAUGAUGAUCACCUUUCAGAGUCAACUAGUGUAAAAGAUUUUAAGCUUCUAGUAGUUGUUGGGAUUUAUGAAAGUGGAUGUGUGAAGGUAUGGUACCUAUCUGAUGUACAUCAUUCAGUUUCAAAUCCCAGUGCAUCAUGUGUAAAUGUGCACCCCUCGGAAUGUUGGUCGAAACUUCACAAUAGUGUAUGCUUUUCAAAAGGCUUAGUCAACAAUCGAAAUAUAAAGGUUGGUGUUCAGUCGGAGUACCUAAAUGAUUUUUCUACAAAUGAUAGUAGUGCAGUUAUUACCUGGUCUACGUGUCGUUUAAUUGAGCGAUCCCAACAUCCUUUGGUAUGUGACCAUCGAAGACACAAUACUCUGAAGCGAACUUCACUUGACAAUACUGCAAAUAAAAUGCUAGUUUGCUUCACAGCUGGACAUGACGGUCGUGUUUUUGGUCGUGAACUAUCCCUUCCUGAGUCAGUUAUUUGUCAUGAUGAAAGGCAGUCUAGUUGUGAGGAGAAGCAAUGGCAGUUAAACCUUGAUGCUCAUGUACCGAUGCCUGUAACAGACGCGGAUAUUGGACCAAAUGGUCAGUGGCUUGUAACUGGUUCGAGCGACCAAACUGCAAAGGUUAGUUAUUGAUUACUUCUAUGGGUAAAUUAAAGUUAGUUCUAAUAAGAUCAUUGAACUAAUUGCUACUUUCUUUGUUACUUUAUGUGAAAGGUAAUGCAGUAGCUAUAUUUCAUAUAGUUACUCUGCAAAAUUUAUCCUGCUUUUUAUAGUAACAUUUCUUAAUGACGUUCAGAUAUUCUACUCUGAAGACCUAUUGUAUUGUCUGUAACAGAUUGUGUGUUAUAUUUUAUUUUACAAAAUGGUAAUUUUAAUGUUUUAAUUAGUUUUACGGUUAUCGUUGACUUGUCUCGUGAAUUAGACUCACUUUUUCUUGUUAUCUUAUGCUCCUACAAUACCACCGUAAAAAUGACUUAGCGAUCAAUUUCCCUGGUUAUCGUUUAUGGGAUUUUCCUUUAUUUCAGGGACGUUUUUUGGAUGUGAUAUAAAUUCGGUUACGCCAUUUUAUAUUUGCAUUAGUUGAAGUGUUAGAAGAAUCUGGUUCACACAUCUCAUGCUUGUAGUGGAUCCAAAGAAAUUACAAGUUAAAUAUGAUUAACAAAAAUGGAAACAGUGAUGUACACAAGUAUGAAUAGUUAAGCAUUAUAAUACUAAAUAGGUAAUAUCAGUGUUAUGGAUAAUAAUGGUUUGCUUGAAUAUUAUCUCUUUGGUACUGUCCACCACAAUUUAGUAUACUCCAAUGUUAGUUCAGUAGACGAUAAUCGUUAGCGCUCCCGAGUCGAUGUUGUUUGGCUUAAUUGUCGUGAUAUUUGGAAGUAGGAUCAGAGGUCCUUUAAAAUCCAAGGACAAUUGAUGAGUAUUCACGUGAGACAGUAGUCGACGGAAGUAGAUGUCGGAGUGGGUAGAAGCACUCUAUAUUUCCACGUCUUAAAAGCAGAAGUAAGGUAAUAUAGUACCGCGACAACAAAAAUUCCAAUUUUUAAGUUGUACAGAUAAACAAUAUUCGUUUUAACAAACAUUAGGAAGAAUGUACAAAAUGUGUAAAAGGUGAUAGAAAUGAAACACUAACUUAAGUGAUUUAUACAUAAUUUCAUGCAGUCUCCCGACAGCUGUACGUCUAGAAAAUCCGGUGGAACUGCCUGGAAGAAGAGAGAAAGUUUUCAUACAAGGUUGGACCUAAAAUAUGUGCAGAUAAAAAGGAGAUUUAUACCCGGGGUUGUUAUUUAAAUGUUUAUUAUUUAGGAAACAAAGUAAUACGCCUAUCUAUUAAUUAUGAUUAUAAUUGUUCGAAAAUAUGCACAUUUCUUGAAUCACUUGUAAAACAUAUAUUUGUAUAAGUGCAAUGAAUAAUGUGAGUUGUGUGCGUUGUAUAUAGUAUAGUAGUAAUAAG